UUUGAAACGAACGAACACCAGUUGAGGUCUUUUUGUUUGCAGGACGAAUCCGAGUCAAACCAGGCAGAAACCACAGGAAAACGUAAAAGGCUUUUCCAUAAGGAAUUGAGAUGCAUGAUGUUUGGUUUUGGUGAUGAUCAAGUACCUUUUACUGAAUCUGUGGAUUUGCUGGAAGAUCUUGUUGUAGAAUACAUCACAGAAAUGACACUAAAGGCAAUGGAAGUUGGUAAAAAAGGAAAGGUGCAUGUCGAGGAUAUCGUCUUCUUGAUCAGGAAGGAUCCAAAGAAAUAUGCCAGAGUCAAAGAUCUCUUGACUAUGAAUGAAGAACUCAAGAAAGCAAGGAAGGCUUUUGAUGCUGAAAGCUAUGGAGAAAUGGUGUAAAGUUUAGAGGGAUAUUCUGAAUUUUAAAAGAAACUGCCUCUUAAAUAUAACAAUAUAACAAUGACAAUAGUGUCAUAUGAGCAGGCACGUGCUCAAGGGCAAGUUCCUAAAUAACCAUUUACAAAAACUCCCAAAGUAGACUUGACAGGACAGCUCUAGUAAAUGGGUGCAGAAAGUAUCCUUUGAAUGUUCAGCUGUAAUGUUUUGAAAGUUGUUGAGUUAUUUCUUGGUUGGAUAGUAUCAACAUAAUUUGUCUCACGUUGUCUACCAAUAUUUUUGCCUAGGAGUACAACAAAAGUCAUACCGGGCAUUCAUCUGCAGACAUAAGUUUAAAGACUGCCAGAAAGAACAUCUUGUUUCAUAUGUACCUACGGAGUUCUGCUGUCAACACCCAUAGUUUAAUCUGAUUUUCAAAUGCCUGGAAUAUCAUUA
Molecule: messenger RNA, 813 nt
Organism: Orbicella faveolata
Lineage: Eukaryota; Metazoa; Cnidaria; Anthozoa; Scleractinia; Merulinidae
Product: transcription initiation factor TFIID subunit 13-like
Source: RefSeq, a predicted model, not a curated record